GACUCGCCUUUUAGUAACACCAAUUUAAAAUGGCGGGUGAAGUUGAAAAUAUACAGAUGAUUGAAAAAACGCAGACUGUUUCUGGGAUUAAUUUAAACCGACUAAGAGAGAAAGUAAAGUUUUACAUCGAAAAGCAUCAGUAUGAGUCUGCACUGUUCUGGGCUGAUAAAGUUGUUUCACUUUCAAACGGUAACUCUGACGAUGUGUAUUGGUACGCCCAGACAUUAUAUCUGACCGGACAGUUUCACAGAGCCUCACAGCUCCUGAGGUCAAGGAAACUGGACAAGACUAACUCGUCAUGUCGAUAUCUAGCAGCCAAGUGCCACUUUGAAUGUAAAGAGUGGCAGACUGCUCUGAAUAUUUUGGAUAUGGUGGAAAACCAGAGUUACCUCCCUUCAUUUAGUAAGCACAACCUGACAGAGUCAUUGUAUGACCCAAGUAAUAAUAAAGAGGUUGAGCACUCGGUAAAUUUACUGAGAGGGAAAAUAUAUGAAGCCAUGGACAACAGGAACUUAGCGGUGGACUGUUUUCGGGAGGCACUGCGACAGGAUGUAUAUUGUUUCGAGGCGUUUGAUAUGAUGGUUCAUCAUCACAUGCUUUCUGCACAGGAAGAGCGCGAGUUACUUGAUACCCUCCCAUUUGCCAUACAAUGCCCUGUCGAAGAAGUGGAACUAAUCCGAUAUUUGUAUGAAAAUAGAGUUAAAAAGUAUGAUAAGCCAAAGGACCACCGAGUUCCGGGGUCAUUGUCAUGUUUAAAUGAUAACAUGGACAUUGUGGUCAACUUAGCAGAGAGACAUUACUACAACUGUGACUUCAGAGAAUGCCAUAAAAUCACAUCAAAGGUGAUGAGUGAAGACCCAUACAACAGUCAAUGUUUACCCAUUCAUAUUGCAGUUCUCGUGGAACUUAAGAAGCCUAAAGAUUUAUUUUACCUUUCUCACAAGCUUGUGGAUUUAUACCCUAAUGACCCUGUGUCAUGGUUUGCUGUAGGGUGUUAUUAUUUAUUGACAGAGAAAAGUGAGCCUGCUCGGAGAUAUCUAAGUAAAGCAACAACACUAGACCGUGUUUAUGGACCUGCCUGGCUGGCCUUCGGUCACUCGUUCGCGGCGGAGAACGAACACGACCAGGCCAUGGUGGCGUACUUCACCGCGUCCCAGCUGAUGAAGGGCUGCCACCUCCCUCUCUUGUACAUCGGACUAGAACAUGGAUUGACCAAUAACUUUAAAUUGGCGGAGCGGUUCUUCAGUCAGGCCCUCACCAUCGCUUCAGAAGACCCCUUCGUGUUACACGAGAUGGGAGUGAUAGCAUUCAAAAGUCAGGAAUGGUCUACAGCUGAGCGUUAUUUUAUGGACGCCCUGAGAAUAUUGGAAAACAUCGGUCAGGAAGUUGUUGUAGAAAAAUGGGAGCCAUUGCUGAACAAUAUGGGACACACCUACAGAAAAUUAAGGAACUAUGAGAAAUCCUUGGAGUACCACAAACGAGCUGGAAUCCUCUCCCCCCAGAACCCAUCCACCUACUCCGCCAUUGGUUACACCUACGUACUCAUGGGAGAUAACCUAAUGGCAGUUGACUACUUUCACAAAGCCCUUGGGAUUCGGCGAGAUGACCAAUUUUCUACCACCAUGUUGUCCAGUGUCAUCGAGAUUUUGAUGGGUGAGAUGGAUCCUUGUGAAGGUGCUUCAGAAGAUUUCCCAGCAUUCCCUACUCCGGGAAAGUUGGAGUUCUCUCAUAGCAGCAGUCAGGAACUGAGUGACCUUGACAUUAACCCUGAAGACAAUUCAAGCAUGGCCAUAGAGGAAGUGGACAUGGAUGACUGAGUCAAACUUAACAGUGGUUGGUUGAUUGUUGGAGGCUCAGUGAACAGAUGAACAGAGAGUUGAUCGGGAAAAUAAACGCUUCAGUUUAUAGACUGUUCAGUCUGUACUACCUCAGGAAUGUACAGAAUUGUAUUGGUGAUGUUUAAAUUGUCGCAUUGUCAUAUCUAGCUAAUUUAUGAUCAAUGUCAAACUAUAGAUAAAGUUGUUCAAAACUUGUGUCACACAUAGGAAGAUCUGAUACUUUCAAUUCCACUAUAUGUUGAAUAUAUUAAAUGCUCAGUGAGGCUGGUCUGAUGACAUCACAUUUCGUUUUAUGUAUUUUUAAAAGACUAACGUUAUGGAAAAUAUCAUAUGAUAAAUUCAACAUAACGUAAUAUUUCUGUGUUAACUGUGGUUAACAAUAUUUACAGUAUUUGCAUGCUAUAGAGUCAGUUCAUGUUCUGGGCAUUUGAAUCAAAUAUGUGAGAAAUUGAUGUAAUAAUUGGUUGAGUGACAUACGUGAAAAUCUUAUCAAUGAUCCACCAUCAAAGUUCUUUCAUUUAUACAUUACAUAUAGCUUACCUUCAGCAGGCAUGGACAGCAAUCAAUUUUCUUCAGAAUUUAAUUCUGUGUCGAAAAAGAGUGACUGUUCCAUUUGUAUCAAUAUGAAUAAAUGAACUGUCAAAUUGGUUCUGAUUGCAUACUGGUACACAAUCAUUGAUGAAAUUGAGAAAUAAAAGUACACUGAACA
Ostrea edulis (European flat oyster) is the source of this 2547-nucleotide messenger RNA. RefSeq names its product cell division cycle protein 16 homolog. The coding region runs from base 30 to 1817 and encodes 595 amino acids. Gene Ontology annotation, biological process: cell division. Gene Ontology annotation, molecular function: protein binding. The transcript has 16 exons. NCBI's taxonomy places the organism in Eukaryota, Metazoa, Mollusca, Bivalvia, Ostreida, Ostreidae. The record is from RefSeq and is a predicted model, not a curated record.